This is a messenger RNA of Entelurus aequoreus (snake pipefish), 3404 nucleotides long. RefSeq names its product zinc finger protein OZF-like. Gene Ontology annotation, molecular function: DNA-binding transcription factor activity, RNA polymerase II-specific; RNA polymerase II cis-regulatory region sequence-specific DNA binding. The record is from RefSeq and is a predicted model, not a curated record. Gene Ontology annotation, biological process: regulation of transcription by RNA polymerase II. The coding region runs from base 170 to 1219 and encodes 349 amino acids. Gene Ontology annotation, cellular component: PcG protein complex; nucleus; transcription regulator complex. Lineage: Eukaryota; Metazoa; Chordata; Actinopteri; Syngnathiformes; Syngnathidae. The transcript has 3 exons.
ACUACUCGAUACAGCCGCAAGAUGGCAGCAGCGUCACGUGGACGCUCCAGCUGCCGUAAAACCUCCCUUCGGAGUGGAAAAAGGCGGAAGUUGACCACACUCGACGACCGACGACGGAACAAAAGGGCAAAGCAAACGAACUGAAGUCAUUCGAGUAAACAACACCAAAAUGUUGAAAGAAUUGGUGCAGGAGCGUCUAAUGGCGGCGGCCGAUGAAAUAUUCGCGCUGUUUGAAAGAACCAUAGCGUGCUACGAGGAGGAACUUUCUAGAACGAGAGAGGAAAAGGAGCGACAUCGUCGACUGGAAGCUGCUAGCCAAACUCAAAGUGUGCUACAUGAUAUUGAAGCAGAUGUCCAGCAGCUGAUUGGUCAUCAAGACGAAUAUCCCCCUCAGCUGCAAGGAUGGAUCACCACUCCGGAGCAGGAGGAUCCACAGCCCCCUCGCAUUAAAGCGGAGGAGGACGAACUCGGGAUCACUCAGGAAGAUGUCCAGCAGCUGAUUGGUCAUCAAGAAGAAUAUCCCCCUCAGCCGCAAGAAGGGUUCACCACUUCAAAGCAGGAGGAGCCACAGCCCCCUCGCAUUAAAGAAGAGGAGAAUGAACUCAGGAUCACUCAGAAAGGCGAGUGUCUUCUCGGGUUGAAGAGGGCCGAUUUCAUAAAGCUGCCACUGACCGGUGACUCUCUGAAGACUGAAGACCAUGAGGACCAACCGCCUGAAUUCUCACGGCGUCAUCACAGUCCAAAUAAGGAGAACGGAGGGGCGGAGCCUCCAAGCAGCAGCUUACUACAACACAAGACUACAGAAAUGGAAGGAGACCACUUUGGAGCUCCACUGUCAGAUAGUGACGCUCAAGACAGGGUUGAAGAACCUUUGGGCAUCGAUACACACUGUGAAGAUAUGAGGACUCACACUGACAAGAAACAUUCUAAAUGCUCGAAAAGGAAGACCGUUGGCACCAAGUGGUUGACCUGCUCUUUUUGUGUCAAAAGCUUUUUCAAGAAGAUCGAUUUCACUCGACACAUGAGAACACACACAGGGGAAAAACCUUUUACUUGUUCGGUUUGCGGUAGGCGAUUUACUCUCAAGUCAAAUUUGGCCGUGCACAUGAGGACGCACACGGGAGAAAAACCUUUUGUUUGUUCCGUGUGUGGCAAGGCAUUUUCUCAAAAGCCCCAUCUGAGAGGACACAUGGGAACUCACUACAGGAAAAGCCUUUAGCCGUUCAGUUUGUAGUGAAAGAUUCUCUCGGAAGUCUGCAACGCGCAGGGGAACGCAGACGCGAGAAGAAGCUUGUCAGGGAGAGUUGUGCUCGGCCGCACAUGAGAUUAAGGUGAGAUGAUGAAAUGUACAUACUUUUUCAAGCUACUGUAGAUACCACGAGCUUGCUCGGCUUUGUCUUUCCAAAGCAAAUCCAUCCAAUCCAACGUCUACGGUCUGUAAGAAAACUUACACGCGCUCUUGCUUCCACUGGCUUUGUUCUGAUUUGUUUCUUUUUGUCUCAAACCCUUAACAAUUGUUGUAUGACGUGGAAAAGUUCAAAGAACUCCGGCUUAUUAGUGAUUCCCAGAGCCCCAAAAAAGUCUGCGGGCUAUAGAGCGUUUUCUAUUGGGGCUCCAGUACUAUGGAAUGCCCUCCCGAAUGCCCUACCUCAGUAGAAGCAUUUAAGUGCCAUCUUAAAACUCAUUUGUAUACUCUAGCCUUUAAAUAGACCCCCCUUUUAGACCAGUUGAUCUGCCGUUUCUUUUCUGCUCUGCCACCCUCUCUUUCGUGGAGGGGGCACAGGUUCUGUGGCCACGCAUGAAGCGCUGGCUGUCCAAAGUCCGGACCGCUCGUCUGCACCAGUUGGAGACGUCUCUGCGCUGCUGACCUGUCUUCGCUCAGGAUGGUCUCCUGCUAUGGACUGGACUCUCACACUAUUAUGUUAGAUCCACUAUGGACUGGACUCUCACACUAUUAUGUUAGAUCCACUAUGGACUGGACUCUCACAAUAUUAUGCUAAAUCCACUCGACGUCCAUUGCACCGGUCAUCUGCGGCACCCUCCAAGGUUUCUCAUUGUCCCAUUGGGUUGAGUUUUUCCUUGCCCUGAUGUGGGAUCUGAGCCGAGGAUGUCGUUGUGGCUUGUGCAGCCCUUUGAGACACUCGUGAUUUAGGGCUAUAUAAGUAAACAUUGAUUGAUUGAUUGAUGGUCUUCCACGAGUCGCUGCACCCUUCUGCAAGAACACUUGAUGACUUUGCUGGCACCUUUUAUCCAAUAUCCACUAGCUCUGAGUUCACUUAGUGUUUGGCCAGUGUUGCAUUUUCUGGUGACAGUAGUCAAGUAUCAGUUGUGUAAAAGUACCUUUCUUGGGUACAAUUACUGGAUUUUUCAGCUCAACUGUUGAAGAGGAUUUUCGCAACCUUCCUCCGACUCUAAGCAAGUCGUGUAUAAGAAUCUGGUCAAGCUGGUACAUUUUUGUGUCCUUUUAGCAGCUUUGCUGAAUUUUGGCUGAACCAUUGCAGCUCUUCUCCGAAGGGUUCUCUGUGUGCUGCUUGCAUGAGUGCAACAGCAGCAGUUUUUCUCUUAUCCGCACUUAUUGGUUCAGAACUUGUUCUCUCUGCCAGUCUUUAAAUCCUGGUAACAACGUUAAGACCUGUAUUCUAUUCUGAAAGUCUUGAGGAUCUUGCAAGUGAGGUGUCUGUAAACUAUAGCAUGUGCAUUUUCUAUUAGAUUGCACCUGAUUUAAAGGCCUACUGAAAUGAUUUUUUUUUAUUUAAACGGGGAUAGCAGAUCUAUUCUAUGUGUCAUACUUGAUCAUUUCGCGAUAUUGCCAUAUUUUUGCUGAAAGGAUUUAGUAUAGAACAACGACGAUAAAGAUUGCAACUUUUGGUAUCUGAUAAAAAAAAGGCUUGCCCCUACCGGAAGUAGCGUGACGUAGUCAGUUGAACAUAUACGCAAAGUUCCCUAUUGUUUACAAUGAUGGCCGCAUGAAGUGAGAGAGAUUCGGACCGAGAAAGCGACAAUUUCCCCAUUAAUUUGAGCGAGGAUGAAAGAUUUGUGGAUGAGUAAAGUGCAAGUGAAGGACUAGUGGGGAGUUGAAGCUAUUCAGAUAGGGAAGAUGCUGUGAGAGCCGGGGGUGACCUGAUAUUCAGCUGGGAAUGACUACAACAGUAAAUAAACACAAGACAUAUAUAUACUCUAUUAGCCACAACACAACCAGGCUUAUAUUUAAUAUGCCACAAAUUAAUCCUGCAUAAAAACACCUGCGUGUUUCUAAUGCUAGCUCCUAGCUCCUCUGCUAGCUCCUAGCUCCAUAGAACACGCCAAUACAAUUCAAACACCUGAUCAACACACACAAUCACUCAGCCCAAAAGACCGUUCACCUAACCCAAGGUUCAUAAAGCUUAUAUAUUUUUAAAAAGUUA